Molecule: messenger RNA, 4689 nt
Organism: Electrophorus electricus (electric eel)
Lineage: Eukaryota; Metazoa; Chordata; Actinopteri; Gymnotiformes; Gymnotidae
Source: RefSeq, a predicted model, not a curated record
GCAAGUUUGAAGAAUUCAUGUCCAGUGAAACGCAGGGAUGGAACUCUUUUAUUUGUAGAUUUCGUUUCGAAGAACCGAAACACGCUGACUGGUUCGUAACCAAGUUUCUGCUCCAACAAUUCUUGUGGUGUCUUGUCUAAUCCUCUGGCUGACACAAGACGGACGCAACAAAUGCCUACUUCUGAAAACAGUUCAUGCUCAAAAGCCACAAUCUAUACUGACCUAUUGGCCAUGAGAUGCAGAAAAACAAUAAAGGGAGAUGUUGGAUUGGAAGAGAAGAUGCUCUACUCUGUUAAAGAACCUCACAUUCAAGAUAAGGGUCCUCUUUGCCUGUCCAUGGAUGGAGAGCUGAAACCGACUUCUUCAGAGCUUAAAGGAAGUUCCUUGGAUGUGGGUCCUGGAUUAAACUCUUACUUCGAAGCUAGCUCAGAGGAUGUGAACGCCCUUAGAGCCCCUGGGUGGGAACCACCUCCUAGUCUCCCAGCUGUCCCUCCUGCAGGCCCAGUAGGAGAGCAGCUAGGUGCACAGGAGCGGCUUCUCAUGGCCCAUCAAACAGAGAUAAAGCACUUGUUGGCAGGCACUCUGGGCUCACUUAGCCAGAGGCUUGAGGCACUUGAGCAGAGGAUGGAGGAGCUCUGUGCCCGAAGCAGUGUGCAUGGCAACAGUCUAGCCCUACUUCAUAGCAAAGUCAGCUGCCUGGGAAGAGAGAUUGGCAUUGUUUGUUCAAGCAUUCUCACUACACAGAGUGUGCCCUCCACAUGCUCUUAUGAAAUGGUCUCAGGUGAGGAAAAGGAAGACACUCUUACCUGUACUGUUGCUCCUGGUGGAAGUGAGGAUAUAGUGCUAGUUUCUUCUUCAUACAAUCCAGAUUCUGAUCAUAACACCCCAGACUCGAGCACCCUGAGCUUAUGUGGACAAGAAGAAACAUCUUCAGGACAGAAUGAGUGUUUGCAGGGAAACCGCACACCGUCUUUAAAUGUUGAAGAUCUGGAUCUGGAAGCUAAGAAGAAAUGGGUUGCACUGAAUUUUCUGGGAAAGUCUGAGCAGAAUAAAUCAACCAAAAUAGAUUUUCUGGAGGCACCAUGUUUUUCACAGCUGCUGCCCCCAGAGCCAGGACUACUGUGUCCCUGUUUUGAACAGUACAGUGCAUCUUGUCGGUGUGUGUGCCUAUCGGCACAGCCUGAGUUGCCAUCAUUUCCUGCUAAAGUUCUCAGAUUUUCAGGGGAUUUAGGCACUUUCAGUUCAUUUUUAGAAACAACAAAACAUAAGUUAGCUGCAAAACUGGGCCUCUUGACACCUUCCAAAACUGACUUGGAUGAAAGUAGCCCCCAUUGCAUAGGCCAGACUGCAAACUCCAUGGCUAUGCAAUUAAAGGCACAACACACUACUGAGAAACCCAAAGCAUGCCUUGUUAACUUGAUCAUGUCUCUGCCCAAUGUACAACAAGAGACCAUAGAAGAGGAUAAAACAAUAGUAGAACGAAAUGAGCAGCCACUUUCUGCAGACAUUUUUCAGUACUGUUGUUCUUUGUUUAAGAAGAAACCGUUCAUCCUGGAUAGCACCUUAAUUGAAGGAUACAGUUACAGUGAAAAUGCUGAUGGCACAGAAGAAUCUAAAAGUAAAGGUUCCCAGUACUUCACAAGCAAUGGUGUAAGGUUAAGAUUGCCUGUGCAUGGUAAAUUACCCAUUCUUGAACCAUAUUCUCAUUGUACAUUAGUGACCACAGUGGUACCACUUGUAGACAUUUAUAAAAUUUGCCAAAUGUCAGUGAGACAUUUUCCAUUAACUGAAAAUACACUGCCGGCUAUCAAAAAUGGUUUGUCAAAGCCACAACCAAAAAUGCUAUUUAACUGCACAACAAGUGACCUUCUGAAUCAACUUUCUGCAAUUGCCUGCAGACUGGUUCCCGAUAGGCCUUCUAAAGACAUUGUUUUAUCCCAGACUCAACACAGAAGGUUUUGUUCCAGGCUCAAACACUACCAUGGUAAGGACUAUUCUUCCUGUAGCUGGUCUUCACUGAAAGUUGUUGAAGUGCAAGAACAAGAAACGAACACUCUUAACCCCUGGCAGCCCCUCGUGAUACUUGGAGACCCUCUUCACCCAUUUCUUUCACAGCUGACUGGAGUUCUUCCCCAGACCUCCCAUCCAUCACCUUUGCUUCAGUUAUUUGAUAAAGGCCCUGCACACCGUCGAAGUCUCAAAAAGAUUUUUCAAACUGCUAAUCAUUUUCCAAUGUCGAUGCUGAGCAAAGGGAGCUUCUCUAGGGCAGCCCUCAGUACAGUGUUGGCCAUGUCCUCUCCUGCCUCCUUCAGACUCUGGUUCCACGAUAAACACCACAGCUGUCCCUUUACAUUAUCAUCGCCUGCUGUCAAUACAGUCAUGAGACAGAUUGUAGCCCAGGGAGAAUGUCACCCUCUAGGGCCCCUGGCUGACUACACUGGGCCACUAGAUCUUAAUAAUGAUCACUGGUGUUCUGGUCCUUGUCUCUGUUGCAUUGAUAGCUAUACUCGACAAUCCAAUCAAGAGGCUUCCCCUAUCAGGAAAAGUCUUUCAGCAUGGAAGUCACCACCAUGUCUUUCUACACAUCAGCUCACAAAGGCUCAUCUCAGCCCAGAGAGAAACUCUGAUCAUCUUGCACAUCUUGGCUCCAGUGCAAAGGCUGUGCGGGUGCAUGGGUCCCCUGCUGAUCCUGUGCUCAACUUUGCCAUGGUUGAUGGAAAUGUUAAUUACCACUGUCUACCCAUCCGGAGUUCAUCCCAAGAGAGCAAAAAGGUGGGUCUUUUUGGUGAUGAUUCAUCUGCACAACCAGGCCAACAAUCUAAAAAGGUUUCACAGAUUCGCAUUCGCAAGACUGUUCCGAAGCCAGACAAUAACCUUACCCCAAUGGGGCUCCCUAAACCAAAGAGAUUAAAAAAGAAGGAGUUCAGUCUAGAGGAGAUUUACACCAACAAGAAUUACAAAUCUCCAGUUCCUAACAGAAGUCUGGAGACUAUCUUUGAGGAGCCUAAGGAGAAGAAUGGUGCACUGGUGUGCAUUGGUCAUCAAAAAAGAAAACGUGUUUUAGACUUCCCAGAUUUUACAUUGCCACGAAAACGUAAAGCCAAGGCCAAUGUAGGUUCUCUACGCAUCAAGAGACCUCGGAGCCGGGCUCAUCGCGGUAAAAAUAAUGAUCUAGACCUGGAUGUCAUGCUAACUGAGAAACUCAGCGAACUGGAGGAUUACUUCUCCCACCAAGGACUGGAAGACUAAGCACAGUCUUUCUAUAUACUGAUAUCAAUACAAUUAGCUUGGAGGGGAAAGCCACUCAUACAUUGUUACAUUCACUUUGUUUUUCACUCCUCUGUUUUGGUCUUCUUUUAAGUGAGUAGUGCGUUGUUGCUGCAUAUAUGGGUAUCCCUUCUGAGAAAGUUAGUUAGUAAAUUAAGCUUUAUCAGAGAAGAGGAAACAGUUCCAUGUAGGAUCACCUUGAAAUAAUGUGCUUUUGUAUCAGUUAUACGUUCCAGCUAUGCUAUAACAGAACAUAAACCUAAAUUUACAUCUUAUGUUCAGCUAAUGUUAGAAUUUCUUUCUGCUCCAUGACCAUAAAAAAUAAAAUAAAAUUUGUAUUUUGGAUUAAUGUCAGACUUAAUUAACUGAAUGAAAACAAGGUAAAAGCCACUGAGCUUCUGAUGUUUUUCAUUAGGAUAAUACAAUAAUUAAUUUCCAGUUAAGAAAAUAUAUAUAUAGUAUAUUUCAUUUCAUAAGUUCAGUUAUUGUGGAAAGUGAUCUCCCUGUUUCAUCCUGGAAUGGGGAACCAUGCACAGAUACCAGCCAUAGUAAUAGAGCUGUGUCUGCAGUUAAAAGCACAUUGUAGUCAUCCAUUGCACCUAAGCACUCAAAGCAAGCUUUCCCACAUGCCUACCAUUUCACCCUGUCCACUUCAAACAGUUAACACACCCUUCAGUAAAACAGCAUAUAAUAAGAUGUGAUAAAGCAGUUCACAUGAGUGUAUAACUUGAAGGGAAUAUGCUUAAAGGCAUUUGACAUCCUGUGUUGCUCUUGGGAUUUCAUUGCUGCUCUAAGGUUGAGGUUUUCCUAAUCAUUAAUUGAGUGGACAUUACUACUCUGUCCUUACUGACUACUGCCAUGUCAGUUUACUCCAUGACAAACACUGAGAAGCUGUUCCAAAGAAUACUGUUUACUGUGAGUAGCCUACUAGAACUUUAUUUUUAAUCUACAUUUGCCAAGCAUUGUUUAUUUGGUGUUUUGACUGUUUUGCUUUAUAGUUCUUGCUUUUAGAUUUUUUUUUUCUUUCUCCCCCUUUUAAUCUACUUUUCCACUCGGUAUUGGAAAACGCUGCCUCCUCAAUACUAUUCUACUAUAGUCUACUGUUGGACAUAGAUAUACCUACAAGUACAUGUUCAAGCUCAACUUUCCUUAUAAUUUAUUGGAUAAUUGUCAUUGACCAUUUUGCUGGUACUUGUCUUCUUUUUUUUUUUACAUUCAAGUAUCAACAUUAUAAUGGUACUUCCAGCUGUAUAUGUUUUUGUUUGCAUCUUUGCAUAUUGUGUGUGUUAAUAUUGUCAUAGUGAAAUUAAGCUGCUACACCCUGUGAUGGUUAUUUUUACACAGUGACUUGAAAUGUUGUGUAUAGUUUUUCUGCUUAGUGCAAAUACUGUUGACAUUGAAACACAUUAUGUGGACAUUAUA